CAGCAAAGAUGGCGCUGGCGGGCUGCCCACCCCGGCGGCGGACCGGGGCGUGUGCCGGAAUGCGGGCGGGGCGGGCGAUGUGGCGAGGCCCGGCCCCCUCCGCCGCUCUGGGCUGCCGCUCGGCGCUGCCCGGCCGCCCCCCGCCGUGGCCCGGGGAUCACCGCUGAAGGGCCACUGACAAAGAAGGGACAUGCUUGACAGUUGUCUUAGUUGCUUAUGUCGUGCUACGUUGUUUACCCAAAAAGGAGAGGCUGAGACCCCGCUGUUUUCAUCCUUGACUCCUGGGGUUAUGGUACAACUGCAGUAAGAAAGCAAAAACUGUCAAAAGAGCAGCUGGGGACUGAGCAUGGUAGGAUCUUGAACAGCAGCAGCUGGCAUCAACAAGCAGAGGAAGGGAAGGGAUGGCAUCCCGAGAGAGGCUCUAUGAGCUCUGGAUGCUUUACUGCAAUAAGAAAGAUCCAGAUUACCUGAAGCUCUGGUUGGACAGUUUUGUUUCUAGUUAUGAACAGUUUCUGGAUGUGGACUUUGAGAAGCUGCCAACUAGGGUGGAUGACAUUCCUCCAGGAAUAUCGCUGCUUCCUGAUAACAUUCUUCAGGUCUUGAGGCUCCAGCUGCUGCAGUGUGUCCAGAAGAUGUCAGAUGGACUAGAAGAGCAGCAGCAAGCUCUGUCACUUUUACUUGUGAAAUUUUUCAUCAUCCUUUGCAGAAAUUUGGCCAAUGUGGAAGAGAUCGGGAUGUGUUCAUACAUUAACCAUGUUAUCACCAUGACCACAUUAUACAUUCAACAGUUAAAAAGCAAAACAAAAGAGAAAGAAGUGGCAGAUCAGACCCCAAUAGAAGAAUUUGUAAGACAUGCAUUGGCUUUUUGUGAAAGUCUCUACGAUCCAUAUCGGAACUGGAGGCAGCGAAUUGCAGGACGUAUCCUUAGCACAGUUGAAAAGAGCAGACAGAAGUAUAAGCCAGCUUCCCUCACAGUUGAGUUUGUCCCUUUCUUUUACCAAUGCUUUCAAGAAAGUGAACAUCUCAAGGAAAGCCUUAAAUGUUGUUUGCUACAUCUCUUUGGAGCUAUUGUGGCUGGUGGUCAGAGGAAUGCUCUUCAAGCAGUAUCUCCUGCCACCAUGGAAGUCUUGAUGCGUGUUUUAGCAGACUGUGACAACUGGGAUGACAGGAACCCAGAGGAAGUGAGCAGGAAGGCAGAGCUGACUCUGAAGUGCCUGACAGAAGUUGUCCAUAUCCUUCUAACCAGCAGUUCUGACCAGCGGCAAGUGGAGACCAGUACAAUACUGGAGAACUAUUUCAAGUUGCUUAAUUCGGACCAUUCAGCCUUACCUAAUGCAAGACGAUGUAGGCAGUGGGAGAAGAGGUUCAUAGCACUACAGGUCCAAAUGCUAAACACCAUCACAGCCAUGUUAGACUGCACAGAUAGGCCUGUUCUGCAGGCAAUUUUCCUUAACAGUAACUGCUUUGAGCAUCUCAUUCGACUGCUGCAGAACUGCAAGCUGUUUUUAAAUGCUAACAAUAAAGUGGCAGACAAGAGUGAAAAAGACCUUGCCAACAAAUUACUGACAGAAAUGAAUGAGGACCAGGUGUUUCAGGGACACCUAGAUUGCUUGGCAGUAUCAACCAUUCAAGCCCUCACAGCAGUAAUGCAUAAGUCUCCAGCUGCUAAGGAGGUCUUCAAGGAAAGAAUUGGUUAUGCACACAUAUACGAGGUACUGAAGUCACUAGGUCAACCCUCACGGGAACUGCUGGAAGAACUCAUGAAUAUGGCUGUUGAAGGUGACCACAUGGCUGUUGGGAUACUGGGCAUUAGCAAUGUCCAGCCCUUAUUACUGCUUAUCCAGUGGCUACCAGAGCUAGAGUCGCAUGAUCUGCAGAUUUUCAUCUCAAGUUGGUUGAGGCGAAUCUGCUGUAUUAACAGGCAGAGUCGAGCCACAUGUGUCAAUGCAAACAUGGUCAUCCGUAUCAUUGAGACAUUAAAUUCCCACUCCGCACUCCAUAGCUCUUGUGCAGAGAAUCUGAUUGCCCUUCUGGGCUCUUUGGGGAGCCAGUCUAUGGGCUCGGAAGAACUGCUCCGACUAAUACGGCUCUUGAGGACUGAGGAACCAAAACGGGCUCACCCUUACGUCGUGCCGGUGAUGCGAGCCAUCCUAGCAAUGGCCCGGAAGCAAGGCAUGGCUAGUGCCUUGCAGUAUUUCAACUUGUACCACAGUAUGGCAGGAAUUGCUGUUCCAUCAAUUCAUAAGUGGCCAGGCUCUGCAUUUUCUUUCAAUGCUUGGCUCUGCCUUGACCAGGAUCAAAUGACCCCUAGCACGACUAGCAAAAGUAGCAAGAGGAAGCAACUCUAUAGCUUUUUUACAGGAAGUGGUAUGGGUUUUGAAGCCUUCAUUACGUGCUCUGGGGUAUUGGUGGUUGCGGUUUGCACAAAGAGGGAAUAUGCAACAGUGAUGCUGCCUGACCAUUGUUUUUGUGACUCUCUCUGGCACAACAUAACUAUUGUUCACAUGCCUGGAAAGAGGCCCUUUGGUCAGAGCCUUGUAUCCAUCUAUGUCAAUGGACAGCAGAAGGUCUCUGCUCCACUUCGAUUCCCUGCUAUGAAUGAACCUUUUACUUCCUGCUGCAUUGGUUCAGCUGGUCAAAGAACGACAACUCCUCCCCCAUCUCAGAUACCAGACCCACCUUUUUCCUCUCCUGUUAUGCCGCAUCGUACAUCACUUGGAGGCAUUCUCUCUCCGGGAGGCUGGAGCGGGAUGCUUGCAAAACCAGAGCUCGUCACCAAGAUGAUUUCAGCAGGGACUCAGGACAGUGAAUGGGGAUGUCCAACAUCCCUGGAGGGCCAGCUUGGAUCAGUUAUCAUCUUCCAUGAAGCCCUGCAGCCGCCUCAGGUGAAAGCAUUGUAUUUGGCAGGUCCAAACUGUUUAACUCCAUGGAAAUCUCAAGAGUCUGAAGUAGCAGAUCUCCCCAGUAAGGUGCUGCUUCAUUAUACACCCAAGGCCUGCAGAAACCCGAUUUGUCUUGACCUAUCUGCAAAUCUCUUACAUGGAAGACUAACUGGAAACAAAAUAGUGAAUUGGGACAUCAAGGAUGUGAUCAACUGUAUUGGUGGAAUAAAUGUGCUGUUACCACUGCUGGAGCAGAUCAUCUUUCUUGGUGGACAGAUGCCUCAGAAGUCUGAAGGGGAAAUGCUACCGCCAGAACUAGUUACUCCUGUAGAGGGAGACUGGGUGGUAUUGUUGUCCACAAAGGCAUCAGAGGCACGUUUGGAGAAGAACAUUGUUGCAACUUUCAUCUUGAUGAUAAAACACUUUAUUCAAAGACACCAUGUUAAUCAAGAAAAUCUUAUUCACUCCCAUGGAGUUGCCACCCUAGGAGCCUUGUUACAGAAGGUGCCAAGAAACUUGAUGGAUGUGAAUGUACUGAUGGCUGUACAGUUGUUGAUAGAGCAAGUCUCAGUAGAAAAGAACAUGCAGCUUUUGCAACAGAUGUAUCAACACUUACUGUUUGACUUCAGUAUCUGGAACAGCGGAGACUUCCCCUACAGAAUUGGGCAUAUACAAUAUCUUUCCACAAUCAUCAAAGACAGCAGAAGGCUCUUCAGAAAGAAGUAUGGUGUGCAGUUUCUUCUAGACACACUCAGGAUUUAUUAUGGGAGUGGCUGUAAAGAAAGUGACUUGGCUCCAGAUGACUUGAGAACAAUAAGGACAUCCCUUUAUGGACUGAUCAAAUAUUUCCUCAGCAAAGGUGGAACUCAUGAAGAAAUACAGAGUAUCAUAGGAUAUAUAGCUGCCACCAGUGAAGAGGAACAGCUGUGUGGAAUUCUGGAUGUCCUCUUCAGCCUGCUUCAUUCCAGCCCAACCCCAGACCAGCUUUUUUUACUGCUUUUUGAACAAGGAAAUGCUGAUGUUCUUUAUGCUUUGUUAUUGCAUCAAAGAUAUUCUGACAGGCUGAGAGAACUUGUGUUCAAGAUUGUGGAAGAGAUGUUGAAAUGUACUAAAGUCUAUGAACGGAGUAAGCAGCGUAUGAGACUCAGAGAAGUGGGAUACUCUGGACUGGGGCUUCUUCUGAAUGAAUCACCAGUUUCUGUUUCUUUCAUUAAAAAUCUUCUUAACCAAGUUCUAUGUGCAGAUCCUGCUGUGAAUUAUAAAGACCUCAUAGCUGUAGUGCAUCUGGCUCAUAGAUCUGAUGUAAACGUCAGAGUGGCUAUCUGUAGGAAGGUUUUGCACCUUUUGCAUUCCCAACCGGAUGCAGCACAACAGAUUUCUCAGCAGCUGGGGUGGCAGGACACUUUGAUUAGACUGUUUCUGAAAGAAAACUCUGAUGUCCCAAUUGGCCUUAAAGGGAACAGGGCUGAUUCUUCAAGGGAGGAGGGAAAAAAGCUUCCUGCUGAAGAGCUUCAGAAACAUUAUACUGAUAAGACAGAGGGAGACAAAGUUGGUAGCUUUGCCUCUGUUAAUGGUUUGUUUGAUCAGUGGAGUUUGGAAGACAACAAAUCCCUGGAUACUCCUGCUCAUUUCUCUGUUAUGCCACUGGAAGAUGCCUCUGCAGCAGAGAUGUCUUUUAGGUCAGAGGAACGAGAUGAAUUAUGGCACAGUAAUCCUUCCCACUUGAGUUUAGAUCUGUCCAGUGUUGACUCUUAUGAACUGGCUGACAUCGGGAAUCAGAUGACAGAUAGCCUGCCGAGCACACCGUCACCUGUAGAGAACACAAAACCGUUCUCUGGGCAACCUGACAAGGAACUGGGUGUCAAAAAUGAUGUGGGUUUCACCACUGAUCUGUCUGUAUUUGAAAACCAAGGAGGUUGUGAUAAUGAACUCAUACAGUUACUUACAGACAUCCUGCUGUGUGUAAUGUGGAAAGGCCUUGAAAGAUCUGAUGAUGAUGCUUGGAUUGAGAGAGGACAGGUGUUUUCUGCACUGACCAAGCUGGGAAUAGCUAAUGAAUUGCUGCGACCUUCUGAUGAAAUAAAGCUCAACUUGCUAGAGAAGAUGUUAGAAUGGUCGGUCACUGAUAACAGAGAUUCAAAAGCUCUCCCGACGCAUGCUGAAAAUGCCUUCCGGCUCUUGUUAAUUGUACAAGAUUUCCUUCAGGCAGAAGGACUAGUCAAUUCAAAUUUAUGGACAGAAAAGCUCUUGGAAGAACUAGUGACUCUUAUGGAUUGUCUGUCGAUCUGGUACUCUGCUGGCCCAGAAGCAAUCAGACUUUCACAGGUGCAAGUCCAGUUGCUCCUUGGAUUCAUUGCACAAGAUAACAUACAGGUUUGUGCCAUGGCAGCAGCCAAACUAAACACCCUUCUUCAGACUAAAGUAAUUGAGAGCCAGCCUGAAGCAUGCUACCUCCUGGGGAAGCUGGAAGGCAUCUUGAGUAGAUCAAUUGAAGAGAAGACAGAAACAUAUUCAUUUUUGAUUCCCCUUGUUCGAACACUCGUAUCCAAAAUUUACGAACUUCUCUUCAUGAACCUACACCUCCCUUCAUUGCCUCCUACUAAUGGCAGCCCCUCUUUCUUUGAGGACUUUCAAGAGUAUUGCAGGUCUGAUGAGUGGCAAGUUUAUAUUGACAAAUAUAUUAUUCCAAAUAUGAAGCAGUACGAAGACAAUUCAUUCAGAGAUUGUCACGAGCAUAUGGCACUUUAUUGGAAAGACUGUUAUGAAGCAUUCAUGGUGAAUAUGCACAAGCGAGACCGGGAGAGAGGAGAAAGCAAGCUCAAAUUUCAGGAGUAUUUUGUGGAACCAUUCAGCAGAAAGGCUCGCCAGGAAAAUCUGCGAUACAACAAUAUGCUAAAGCAGCUUAAUAGUCAACACACAACUACUCUGAGACAGUGGAAAGCAGCCCAGCUUUACUUGCUCUCUGAACGCGGUCCUUGGUCUGAAAAGAAACAGCAUCCUGUUCACUGGAAACUUUCAAAUGUGGAAAAUUAUUCACGUAUGAGGCUAAAACUAGUGCAGAAUUACAACUUCAACUCUCAUCAGGAUGCUAGUGACCUGAGAGACAAUUUAGGUGUGCACCAGACACAGCCUUCUAGUGAGUCUCUGCUUCUGGAGGUUGUGAAGCAGGUGAAAGUGAGUGACUUGGAAGAUGAUGUUCUUGAACUACCAGAAGAAGACACAGCAGUCGGUGCCAAUAUGGAUGAGAAGGAGGAGCAAAGCCAGAAAGAAAAGCUAGUGUUGUCUGAAGACUGUGAACUCAUUACAGUAAUUGAUGUGAUACCUGGCAGGCUAGAGAUCACUACCCAGCACAUCUAUUUCUUUGAUGGUAGCAUUGAAAAAGAGGAAGGGGUCGGUUUUGAUUUCAAAUGGCACCUUUCACAAAUUCGAGAGAUACAUUUGCGUCGGUACAACCUGAGGAGGUCAGCCUUGGAGAUCUUCCUUACAGAUCAAACCAACUAUUUCCUCAACUUCAAUAAGGAGGUGAGAAACAAAGUUUACAGUCGGAUUUUGUCACUGUGUUCCCCAAAUGUUUCUGGGACUAGAUCUCCACAGGAACUCUUCAAAGCUUCGGGUUUGAUGCAGAAAUGGGUGAAUAGAGAAAUAUCCAACUUUGACUACCUUAUUCAGCUGAACACAAUGGCAGGACGAACUUACAAUGACCUUGCUCAAUAUCCUGUGUUCCCCUGGAUUUUACAAGAUUAUACUUCAGAAGAACUGGACCUAAAUAAUCCUGCUGUCUUUAGAGAUCUGUCCAAACCCAUUGGGGUGGUAAAUGAAAAGAAUGCCAAGACCGUGAAAGAGAAAUAUGAGAAUUUUGAGGAUCCGCUUGGGAUAAUUGACAAGUUUCACUAUGGAACACAUUACUCAAACGCUGCUGGUGUCAUGCAUUACCUCAUUCGGGUAGAACCUUUCACAACGCUUCAUAUCCAGCUUCAGAGUGGCAGGUUUGACUGUGCAGAUCGCCAGUUCCACUCCAUUCCUGCUACCUGGCAGGCACGCAUGGACAACCCCAAUGACGUGAAGGAACUUACACCAGAGUUCUUCUACUUCCCAGAGUUCCUCGAGAAUCAAAAUGGUUUUAACCUGGGUCAGCUUCAAAUAUCCAAGGAGAUAGUAAAUGAUGUUAUUCUCCCCAAAUGGGCCCACUCCCCGGAAGACUUCAUUUGUAAACACAGGAAGGCUCUGGAAUCAGAGUACGUUUCUGCUCAUCUGCAUGAAUGGAUAGAUUUGAUUUUUGGCUACAAGCAGAGGGGCCCGGCUGCAGUGGAGGCACUCAAUGUCUUCUACUACUGUACUUACGAAGGAGCUGUGGAUUUGGAUGCUUUAACAGAUGAGAAAGAAAGGAAAGCUUUAGAAGGGAUGAUAAACAAUUUUGGACAAACUCCCUGUCAGUUGCUCAAGGAGCCACAUCCUCAAAGGCUGUCUGCAGAAGAGGUAGUGCAGAGAUUGACCAGAAGUGAUACCUCUACUCUGAAUCUCUUCCAGCACCUCACUGAACUGAAGUCAUUCUUCAUAGAGGGAAUCAGUGAUGGUGUCCCCAUUGUCAAAGCUAUCGUCCCAAGGAAUCAGUCACGUUCUUUUAUGUCUCAGGGAAGCCCAGAGAUCUUGGUAACAGCAAGUCUGAAUUGCCUUAUUGGAACCCACGGUUGGCUACCUUAUGAUAAAAAUAUCUCCAACUAUUUUACAUUCAUCAGAGAUACCACAGUAACAAAUCCAAAAACCCAGCGCAACAUAGGUGGUCCUUUUGCACCAGGACUGGAGAUCACCUCUAAGUUGUUUGCAGUAUCCCAUGAUGCAAAAUUGCUGUUUAGUGGAGGACACUGGGAUAAUAGCAUCAGAAUAACAUCUCUUACAAAAGGCAAGCUGGUUGGGCAGCACAUCAGACACAUGGACAUUGUGACCUGCUUGGCAAUAGAUUACUGUGGAAUCCAUCUAAUUUCAGGCUCCAGAGAUACUACCUGCAUGAUAUGGCAAAUAGUUCAGCAGGGAGGAGUGCCCGUAGGUCUGGCACCUAAGCCCUUACAGAUCCUUUAUGGGCAUACUGAUGAAGUUUCAAGUGUUGGCAUCAGUACCGAGCUGGACAUGGCAGUGUCAGGAUCCAGGGAUGGGACUGUUAUUAUCCGCACUGUUCGGAAAGGUCAGUACAUGAGGACUUUGCGGCCACCUUGUGAGAGUUCUCUCCUGCUGAUUGUUCCCAACCUGGCUGUGUCUUCGGAAGGUCAUAUAGUUGUCCACACCAGCAUAGAAGGAAAGACCACUCUUAAGGAUAAGAACGCAUUACAUCUCUACUCUGUCAAUGGAAAGUACCUGGGUUCUGAGACUCUGAAGGAGGAAGUAUCCGAUAUGUGUGUGACUGGCGAGUAUAUUGUGAUGGGCAGCUUGCAGGGAUUCCUCUCCAUACGGGAUCUCUACAGCCUGAAUCUGAUCAUCUCCCCCUUAGCCAUGAGACUGCCAAUUCAUUGCAUUUCUGUCACCAAAGAAUACAGCCACAUCCUUGUUGGCUUGGAGGAUGGCAAGUUGAUUAUCGUUGGUGUUGGCAAACCAGCAGAGAUGCGCUCAGGUCAGCUUUCCCGAAAGCUGUGGGGAUCAAGCAAACGGCUCAGCCAGAUCUCAUCAGGAGAGACUGAAUAUAACACUCAAGAUCCCAAGUGACUGCUGCUUCCACCUUCUCUCAUGGAUUCCAGAAAAAUGCUUAAUCUUUUUGUCACUUUAAACAUAUCUGCAACUUUCAGGGGUUUGAUUCUUAACAAUCUGUUGAAGAUGAAGCUAUGGUAGAGGUAUAGUAAUUUCCAUACGUACCCGUGCAAGUUAACUUGCUUGCAUACUUUUGCUUAACCAUGUUGAGUUGGUCACAGCAGAAUCCUCUCUAAAUAGCUGCUAAAACUGUGUUUCAGGGAAACAAACAAACAAAAUACCCCAGACCUCCAAACCCAAACUUGCUAAUUGGAUUUGAGAUGAGGAGCACUUGAUUUAAACCCACAUAGGGCCAGAUGCUCCUUGAGCACGAGGAAGAUAUUUGGCUUUGCUUUGACAGCAUUGCAAUUCCCCAGCAGUAAACUAAGAGUCCAUCAGUUGUGCUGGUCUGAAAUGGGGAUAGCUGACACAACCUUUUCAAUAUGUUUUUUUUAGACCAAUCCACUUGUGAUUUAUUCCUGUAAAUGGCUAUUGCUGUCUUUUUUUUGUCUAGUUCUAGUUUUAGGCCAUUUUGCAAGGAGCAUCUGUGUUGCACUACUUGAUUAUCAGAAAUUGUUUGAAGUACGGAAAUGAAUAACUUCAGAGGAGUUGAAGGUAGUGGAGAAGUUGAGGGAGGUGGGAAAUACUUGCUGCUGAGAAUUAUUUAUGUUGUUAAGUAGACUAAGACACACUAAGAAAUCCCUUAAUGUAUUUUAGGAUCCUGUAGAAACACAGAGGAAAUAAUCAAGUAUCCACAUUGGUCAAAGAUUCUGUUUCAUUAGUAAGGCAACUCCUGCAAACAAAGAUAACAGAUUUCCACUGCAAAAUCACUUGAACAACAUUGCAGCACAAUUUAAAUAAAGAGCACCUGGUUGUCUCUUGGCUUGGUAUUCACCAAACCAGUUAUUAGCUAUAUUUUUGUUUCUGGAAAGCAAGCAGGAAAACAGAUAAUGGAUCCAUUUUCAAGAUGUGUUUAAUGCCUGGAAGAGAAAAACAGCAGAUCCUUGCAUGCACUCUACACAGCAGAAUAGUUAUGGACUGGCUGCUGUUCUUGGAGAAGUCAUUAGUGAGUGGUUUUGUUCUAGACAUACGUGAUGAUGGUAGAGUGCGUGUUUUCCUGUUGUUCUGGCAUUUCUGCAAAGUAAAUGUUAAUGUUUCAAAUGAUAAGCCCUCUACUGUUGGGAAAGCCUGGUGCUAAAGGGAAAAUACUAAUUUUUUGAUUGAAGUGUGAGGUUUUGUGUGUGUGCGUGUGUGUGUCCGUGUGUGUAUAUAUAUAUGUAUAUAUAUGUGUGUAUGUGUAUUGAAAGAAGAUGCUCUUCCCCUUGCAUCCUUUGGGAUAAGGGGAGUAUAGAUAUAAGGCAGAGCUGUAAGUGAUUGUUAGCUAAUAUGUUCCCUUUUGGGCUACCCUUUUCUCCAUCUUCUGCCAUUGCUCUUCUUGUUUUUUUUUUAAUUUUAUUUUUAUUUAUUUAUGGAAAUGGUUAUGUGUUGUAUCUUCUAUAAAUGUUACCAGAUCUUCCCUGUGGUUGGGGAGCUGUUGAACUACCUGAGGAAUUCCAGUAUGCAUAAUCUCAUUUCAUUAGCUUUUAACACAGUAUUUAUUAACUUUAUAGGAAUGGUAGUACCUCUGCCCCUCACCCCCUUCAGGGUAAUCUUUACAAGCUCCGCUAGUUCUCAUUACAACUGUUUUCUCCUCAACUUCUUUAACAACAACGAAGUCCUUCUUAAUGAUCGAUUAUUGUGUGUUCUGUAAAGAAUAUUGUGUUGCUUCUUCUUAACUUUAGUAAAUGAAAUAAUAAAUCAGACUAGUGAACAAGUGGGUCUAUGCAUAGUUGCAAUAUUCUGACUAAUCACUGUGACAGACUGGAUCAUCUGGAAAGUGAGGAGAAGAUCAGAAGCAUUUCCUUGAGGCACUUGUCAAGACAGCUUGGAAUUUCCAAAAAUUUAAGUGGUGUGUUUUUCAGAUUCUGUGUAAACACACACACAUCACAUACUUUGAAAUAAGCUGUAAAGAAGUGAAGGCCUAUGUGAAAAAUACUAUUUAUAAUUGAUUACCUAUCCAAUAACAGUACUAAAGAUACGCUGGAAGUAUUAAGCAUGUGUGUGCAAACGUGCGGUAGGUUUGUCCUUUAUAAUUUCACGAAGAAGGGAUUUCUGAGGAGUUCUUUAGAGAGCACUUCAGAAGAAUUCCGGCUCUGAAUGUGUGAUUUUUGUGAUGUGGGAAGUCAAAAAAAAAAAAAAAAAAAAAAAACUUGUUUUGGGGCAUUGAGUUAUGACUUUUGUAAGUGUGCGUAUAUGUACCAUUUUAAGUGCAUAUAUGAAGUUCAGUGUAUAUAUUUGCAGGGGGAAAAUUAGGAUGUUUCAGGCUAGGAGAAUCAAGUGUAAAAAUGGAGGAGAUAGGUGUUUAGUAAUGCUUGGCCAGAACGUGGGUUUUCUGUUGUCAUGUGCACAGAGAGGUUCACAUCUGGGUUCAAGAACCUCUUGCUGUGCUUUAGGUGUGUUUAUACAGAAAUGGAAUUGAUGAAUGUGUUUAGUAGUUUAAUAUUCAAGAAUACUGAGUACACCGUGUCAGCUUAAAUAAAAUAUAAUGUAGUUUCAAUAAUUGGAGAUGGCAGAGUUUAUGAUGAAGUGCUUUGAUGUUUGAAUGCCAUCACUGCAGUGCUUCACAAGCGUUAGGUGAUACGCACAAAUACCUGGGAAUGGUUUAAAUAUGGGCAGUUCUGGGGCUCUCGGACUCGAAGCUAGUUGGUGCCCUGCAGCAGCAGAGGGAGGGGAGGGACAGGUGAGCUCGGAGCCGCUUCACGCUCUGUGCAGGAUGGCAGCGUCUGCCGUCGUUUCUUUUAUCUGCCCCUUGAGGACGAGAGAGCAGUAUGUGCUGUCACACACUCGGCGCUCUUUCCAGAGUGCCUCUGCAAAGACCCCCAUAGGUUCGAAGGUGUGCAUUUGCUUUUAUCUAAAACUAGCUUUAAGUAAGAUACAGCAAGUAAGUGCAAGUAUUAGCUGAUAUUUUGCUUAAUUCUAUUUUAACUUAUUUUUUGUAACUCAUCUUGAGUUUUUUGCUUUUGUUGUUGUUUUUUGAAGGAGAAAAUUAUUUUUCUGGACAGCUGUUUAGGUUGACUGAACUGUAGUCUGUUAUGUAGUGCACUGGGAAUUAGUGAAGUGACUUUCUUUGGUCCUUUUUUUUCUUCCUUUUCCUCAAGGGAAUGAAGCUUAGGAUCCUAACACAUUCUCUUUUUCAUGUAGAACAAUACAUAGUAGUGAAAUAAUUCUUGUUUGUUGUUGAACUAAGAUUUAUUUAUUAAGUAUAAGAAGUAAAGCUGUGAGAUGAAACAAAUCUGACUAAGAAUUCAGAAUAAACAAGUCUUAACUGCACAAUUGUUUCAUAACACUACAUUUGUCAAGACCACCAUGGUGGCAUUGUCUUACAUUUAAUCUUUUGGACACCCCUAAUGAUAUUUAUGAAAGCUGAAAAUAUGCUUACCUUUGACACUAAGUAACUGUAAAUGUAUGUAUCUAAAAGAAACUGAAAAUUGACUUCCUUCACGUACCUGUGUAUAAAGUAGAUCAAGCAGUUAGCUGUAUUGAGUAACUUCUCCCUAGUACAGUUAGAACUUGUAUACCAAAGGAUGAUGCUUAGAAGACAUCCCUCCUUUAUUUCAAGUAUAAUGUAUGUCAAAUUUCUCUUCAUCUGUUUAGUUAUAAUUCUUGGUGGUAUUUUUUUAGUGGUCUUAUUUUUAUUGACAGUGAAGAAUCUCAUCUAGUCUGUAUGGUUUUGUAGUGUAUCAGCAUUCAGAAAGUUAAAUGUUUGCUGUUCAAGUUGGCAUCUGAAAUAUGUGAAUUAUACUGUAUCGAUCUGUUUGUUAUCUAAUACUCACUCGUAGGAUAUCUAGAAAUCAUGUGUCUUCCAUCAUCCACAUACCUUACCAACACCAGCACAAAAUAAUAAUAAUCUCCAUCUUAAAGCUAAACUGUAUUUCUCUCAUUGGUUAAUGCACAUUGUGGAAAUUACAUUUUAGGAAGCUUGUUUGAUUAGAAAAGAAAUAGAUUAUAGAUUGUUUUGCUAUUCUGCAACAUUGAUACAAACAAGCUUUUUUUUCCCCCUGGCCUACCUUAGGUCGUGAAUGUUAUCACAAAACAGAUGUAUCAAAGUCUUUACAGGCUUUAAAUAGUCUAAAGAACUGGCUGUUUUAUAAAGAUCCUCUUUAAAGCUGUCUUUUUGUGUCCUUAAAAUGAAGUGCAAAGCAUUAUGUUUCCAUACUGUAAAAAAUCUCUAUGGUACUGGUAGUGGUCCUACAUCAGUUUGCUUUAAGAUGCCUGCAGGAAUGAGUUUAUUUUUAUUUACAAUGCAUGAUAGGUGUUUAAUCCUGCCUGGGCUGAUGGGAGCCCUAUACCUGACUCCCCUAGACCUUGCCUUCUUCCUCCCCUGCUUCCCCUCCAGGUCCCUCCUGGUGAUUUUUUGUUGUGCGAGAUUGGAGAAAAUAUAUAUAGCAACCAAUCAUUUAAACACUUUUACUGUGUAUGUGUUGUAUUUAGUUGAAAGUGUUUAUCCCUCUAUAGAUGACAGUAUGGUAGGGAGCUUUAAAGCUAGGGAGGGGAGCGGAGGAGGUGGGUGUUCCCAUCAGCCUCCUUAAGCACCUAAACUGAGACUCUUUGGAGCCUCUUGCUCUAUAUGGUCACCUGAAGGCACCCCUCUUCCGCUGUGAAAGGCACCUUGCUGGCUAGGUUAGAUGCCGAUGCUGGGUGCUGUGAGUAUUUUUUUUUCCUUUGAACUAAAAAAUCCCUUAUAUAGAUACCUAUUUUUAUGUGAAUCCAAGGUCUGGUCUAGUAAAUACUGUUAGAUGAAAGCACUAAGGAUAUAUUUAACUUUGGGAAUUUAAGCAUGUAGUUGAGUGCUUUCUAGAAUGGGCUCUUCAUGCUUUCAAAAGCCCUGGAGCUCUCAGUUGUAAACGUGAGACCUGUUAGUAGUCAGUUGCUUGUGAAAGUUAUGCUAAGAACUGACUUAAGCAGGGCAAAUAUACACUCUCUGGGCUAGUUACCAGCACGUAUUAGCAAAACCUCCACAAAGUAAAUAUUAUAGAUGAGUAAAGAAAUAGUUCUCGGAUGACAUAUGCCACAAAGUGCUACACUUGCGCAGACUAAUUUAUUUUUAAUUCUUCUUGCUGAGCAUGAACAUUGGUUUUUGGGAAUGCACAGUCAUAAGUGGUGCUGUAAUAAGCCAGCGACAGCCCAAUAAGUACAAGGGAGUUAUUGAAAAGGGUGUCCAGUAACAGAUUAUAUUAAUUUGCAUUGCUUUAAAAUUGUGCACAUCUAUUUGGCUGGGACUGCAGAGAUCCCGUCAGUGAUGCAAGAUAUACUUCCUCCUUUGGGGGAGAGUAAUGGGUUUUUUGCACGUGGAUUCCUUGUGUGCCAAUGUCAGACUCAACUGGAGUGUUUGGAAGAUGCCUUUCCUUCCAUCCUGAGGAGCCAAAUUUGUCUAAUUAUCUCUAAUACCCUUGUUAGCACAGGCUUAAAAAAAAAACAAACACCAAAAAAACAAGGAAGAGUUUCUAAAAAACUACUGCAGUUGAUAAAACUAGGUAAAAUACUGUUGUCCCCUUCUUCACCAUCAUAGUCAUCAGAUGCCUGAAUGCAGAAAUGCCUCUUGAGCGGCAACAUAGCAUGCUCUGCACAGGUUACUUUUGAGUUGAGUACUGUCAUUCCUCUUACUACUGUCAGAAGCCAAGUCUACAAACACCCUGUAGGUGAGGAACUGUUUCUAGUGUUUAAACAAAGAUAUCGUUUGUUCAGUUUUGGUUCACCUCCUUUUGCUGUGCAUCUCUGGAAGAAAACUGGUGUUUUGGUUUUCUUUUAAUUACCAUUUACCCAAAUGGCCCAGGUAGAAUAGGUGUUUCAUUGCUUUUCUUCAGGAAAGAGUUCCUCCAGUUGCAUGUGCUUUCUAGUUUUGUCUGCUGGACUUGGGAAACCUGGCAAGUAUUUCCCGAGUGUAGAUCUGUGAUUAGACUCAGUGCAGACGCAAUUUCAUAACACAUCUUCUGUCCUAGAAACACAAUUGUCAGUAUAGAUUAUGGUUUAAAGCUGCUAAGGUGUCUUGAGAUGAACAUCCAGCCAUAUUUAUCCUAGGUGUAACUUAGAGGCCACUUGUUUAUUUAACUUCCUAUCUAGUCAGUAUUUACUCUUGAGGGAGCCAUAUUUUUUUGUCCCAAAGCAACUAUUUAAAAUAAACUUAUUCAUGUACCUGACCAUAAUGCUUUAGUCAUAGGUAGCUGUGAGCUGUUACUUAGAGAAAGCCAUGAGAAAAAACUUUUAAGGAAAACUUGCUACAUGUGUUCCGAUUCAACCCUUAGCUAUGCAGGAGCAGCCUCAUCUAAGAGUGGAGAAAUGCUGCUUUUAAGAGUUAUCUCCCUUUAGUCAGGCUUUUGUUGGAAACUGUGCUGCUACUCAGUUUUCUUAAUUAAGUUAGGUAAGCAAGACACUUGAACAUGCUUCAGCAUUCGUUUAAAUUACUAAAGCUUAAUGGGAGUGAGGGAAAUAAAGGCCUUACUUAUAGCAACAGUUAACCAUAUCAUCUGGUAGUUUUUACAGAUUGUGCAAUUAUGUGAUUACAAAUGGAUUUCUAAAUGCCAAAAAAUGCCUUUCUUUAAAGAGUUAAAUGUUUGGUCUGAGGAGUGUUGAAUAUAUCUAACUUCAAAGAUGAGCCUUCAGGCACUGCAAUGAACUUGUUAGUCUUCUGUGCAAUAUCUUUUUCCCUUCUGGGUGCUUUAAGUGUAUACUGUAUGUCUUAUUGUUUUGAUCAGUAUGUUUUAAGAGUGUGUAUAUUGGCUAAUGAUGGAUUUUUCUGUACAGCAUGAUGGAAGAUGUUUUAAAAUUUUGCACUUUUCUAGGAUUUGCAAGUUUGUAACCUAACACUUUUUAAGAUGCACACUUUUGUACAUAACUAAAUUAGCUCUGUAUAUACUUAACAUGGGUCUGAAGCAAAUAAAAAUAAUUGAAUGCAUAA
Molecule: messenger RNA, 15591 nt
Organism: Dromaius novaehollandiae (emu)
Lineage: Eukaryota; Metazoa; Chordata; Aves; Casuariiformes; Dromaiidae
Gene: NBEAL1
Product: neurobeachin like 1
Exons: 56
Coding region: 402-8576 (2724 amino acids)
Biological process (GO): intracellular protein localization
Cellular component (GO): cytosol; membrane
Molecular function (GO): protein kinase binding
Source: RefSeq, a predicted model, not a curated record